Messenger RNA from Hemiscyllium ocellatum (epaulette shark), 2257 nucleotides. It is a transcript of the gene primpol, whose product is annotated as primase and polymerase (DNA-directed). Gene Ontology annotation, biological process: error-prone translesion synthesis; mitochondrial DNA replication; response to UV. NCBI's taxonomy places the organism in Eukaryota, Metazoa, Chordata, Chondrichthyes, Orectolobiformes, Hemiscylliidae. The coding region runs from base 120 to 1898 and encodes 592 amino acids. The record is from RefSeq and is a predicted model, not a curated record. The transcript is spliced from 13 exons. Gene Ontology annotation, cellular component: nucleus; mitochondrial matrix. Gene Ontology annotation, molecular function: chromatin binding; DNA-directed DNA polymerase activity.
CUGGAUCCGGGGUCUGCCUUGUCUUCCUUCUCCAAAUUACAACAUCCAGCGCUUUUCUUACUUGUCAUCCAGUUUCGCGCUCAGUUUGUAAUGUACUGUUUAACUAGAGGACCUAAAGUAUGAAGAAGAACUGGAAGCAAAGGAUCAAGGAUAUUGAAACUUUGGCAAGCAAUUAUCAGAAAAACCCCAUCAGCCAAACUUACAAACCAAAACUUUCAAAACCAUGGCAACCAUCAUCAGUUUGGAAGUUGUUUCAUCGUCAGCAUCAAGCUUUCAAUUUUGCCAAGAGUUGUAAGGAGGAUGUUCAUGUAUUUGGUUUGGAGAAUGAAAAUGAUAAGAAGGAGACUGGACAUGGUCAACGAAUUUACCUUGUCACAACAUACACCGAGCUAUGGUUUUAUUAUCAGAAAUAUCGAAAGUCAUUAAUGCAUUGUUAUGAAGUAAUUCCAGAAGGAUCUGUGUGCCAUUUGUAUUUUGACUUGGAAUUCAUUAAACAAGCAAAUCCAGAAUGUGAUGGGAAGCAAAUGGUGUCAAAGUUAAUUCAGUAUCUUUGUCAAAAAUUGGAAGAAAUACACAAGAUAAAUUGUUCUGUGAAAGAUGUUUUGAACUUGGACUCCAGUACGCAUCAAAAAUUUAGUCGACACCUAAUAUUUCAUCUUCCUAAUGCAGUCUUUAAGAAUAAUGUGCAUGUUGGAAGUUUUAUAAGAACAAUUUUGCAGCCUGUGAUUAGACUAUUGGAAAAAAGAUGUGGAAAAACUGACCAAGAUGAUGGUUGCAGUGCCUUGCUGUCAACUCACACAUUUAUUCCAGUCACUCAAGUCUCUAGGAAGAAUUCUAGUGUCAGUGGUUGUGAAAAUCCCCCCUCAAAAAGGAGUAAGUCUGUAUUGUGGGAAAAAUUGGAUGAAAGCCAUAUGGACCCGGAUCUGUCAUUUCUAAUUGUCAAAGAUAUACAUGGAAAGGACCAACUGUUUGUGGAUUUAGGUGUGUACACAAAGAACAGAAACUUCCGAUUGUAUAAAUCGUCCAAAUUGGGAAAGAAUACUUGUUUUGAAGUUGCUGAAGACAACCAGUUUGUUCCAAAACCUGAAAAGAAUUUUUCUACGGAGGAGCUGUUUUUUCUCAGCUCUUUGGUCAGCAAUGUCAGAUUUUGUGAUGGCAUGACAGUUCUGACUUGUGAUAGCUCCGAUACAGAGGAAACCAAAGGAUGGCACAUGCAAAAUGACCCACAUCUUUCUGCAUCAGAUAUGUUUGGUUACCAUUGUUCACCGUACCCAGAGAUUGACAGUUUUAUUACUCGUCAAGUAAACAAAGGAGGAAUACAAGGUGUCUUGCGCCGAUGGAAUUAUUUCUCUUCUGAAGAACUGAUUGUGUAUGAUAUCAGCAAAAACCACUGGUGUGACAACAUUGGAAGAGCUCAUAAACGCAACCAUAUAAUGAUUGUCGUUGACUUGAAGAGGGGAAUCUGGUACCAGAAAUGUUAUGAUCCUGUUUGCCGAACUCAAAAGUUCAAAUCUGAAAAUCACCCAUUACCCCAGGAAUGCUGUUUGGAUUUCCUCAUUGAUAUGGAUAAUGAAUUUGUUUUUACCAUGGAUGAAGAUGGGAACAUUGAAGCAAGUCAAAUCAAUGUACCUCCAACAGACACCAAUUUGCAUCUUGGUAACAUUUGGGUACAACCUGGAACACAAUGUUCUGUCCUUAUGGAAAAUAGAGCUUUUAUUGAUAAUGAUGAUGAUGAUGAUGAUGCAAUGUUAUUAGAAGCUGUUGAAGACUCUGAAUUCAAUAUUAAUCUUAAUAUACAGUCAGAGUUGAGUAAUAAGGAGCCUGAAAUACUUUCUGAUAAUGACUUACUGGCAGCUGUGAAGGAACUGGAGGCAUUUACAAGCAUGGGUACAAAAUAGAUGCUGCAAAUACAUACUGGUCUCCACAGUGAAAGUUUUUGAUAAACCCCUUUUUUGUUUCAAAUUGGUCAGAAUCUGUUUUCAGGAAUUCCAAAGUGUAGUUCUCGGGAAAUCUUAUAGCUCUUCUGUUCUUCUAUUUACAGCAUUCAGGACUUUUGUUUCCUCCAUUAGGCAUUGUAAGAAAAUAAUGUUUGACAUUUUAUGACAUCCACAUAAAAGUGUAAAAAUCAGUAUAUUUGUAAAACAUUUUGCUAUAAGAAAUACAUUAAGUAUAUAGAACCUUUAUUUUGAUAGACAAAUGCAUACAAUUUUACUUUGUUUUCUAUUAAAUUUGACUCUUCAAACAAAUUUGUAAUACU